Molecule: messenger RNA, 5665 nt
Organism: Haliotis rufescens (red abalone)
Lineage: Eukaryota; Metazoa; Mollusca; Gastropoda; Lepetellida; Haliotidae
Exons: 2
Coding region: 596-4483 (1295 amino acids)
Biological process (GO): potassium ion transmembrane transport; stabilization of membrane potential
Cellular component (GO): membrane
Molecular function (GO): potassium ion leak channel activity
Source: RefSeq, a predicted model, not a curated record
CAACACUUGGAUAGCGAGUACCUCCCAAUCUCUGGAGCUUCAUAUCCGUACACUUUCCACAGAGGCUGCUUAGUCAAGUCGGAGGUGUACGUUACACUCCCAGCUAGAUGCAUGUGGGUAGGCGGCGGGCGCGCAUUGCUGCCGUGUCUUCCACUCUGAAGGAUAUUUUGCUGUAGGAAUAUUCAUUGUACUUUUUUUCAUUGAUGGAUAUUAUUUAGUGACGAACAUUGUGGAAGGAUUUGCGAUUUGCACGUGUGAAAUCUAUGUUAUUAUGAUGAUGAUCAAUCAGGUACGUGCUAUUUUUGGUGGUUGAUUGGUUUAGUGUAUUGGCAGCGGCUGACUACGCUGCCGUGAGAUUAGGAAAAGUUGUCAGUGUACAGACGAAUGCGCUGGGGUAGGAUGGAAUGCCUUAAAAUUGCCACCUUCUUCCCACAGAGAGGCUUGUGUAAACCUAAUUACGAUUCAUAUCAUGGAUACGCCGAGCAUUAAAGGAGAGUUUGUACCCAAUAGAAAGGUGAGAAAGAGAGAGAAAAAUUCUUGUAUAAUCUGUGCAUGAAUACUUUCCAAUAGGUGAGACUGUGGAAUUUAUGGCAUAAUGGAUUCAAACGUAACAGGUGAGAGUGAACAAGUGGAUGGAGAGAUGGUUAGAGGCACAGAAGAUUCUGCUGAAAAGAAAGGGAAAAGACUCUCUCGGAAAAAGAGUAAAAAUCGAAGUAGGAAAAAACGCUCACAUUCCAAAGUUACCUCUGACGGGGCUGCUGAACCCGUAGAGGCAGACGACAUGAAAGAAACUUCGGCGGGUACUUUAGCUCGCCAGCAUUCCAUAAACUCGCGUGAACAGAAGACACGUUCUUUAAGCGGGUCAAGGAAGCGAUUGUCAGGGUGGUUUAAAAGAAAAAGCAGAUCUGAGAGUCGUGGACGGAGGAGUAAGUCAGAGACGGAGCUGUCAAAUGUUGACCAGAAUACCGGGACAAAGAGACAUGAGAGUGCCGAGGACAUUAAACGAGGGUCCAGAAACUAUGACAAUAGGGGCAGUACAUAUGAAGUGUAUGACAUUACCAAACAACCUAGGGACAGAUUGCGGAGGAUGACAGUGCGAGAUGCUGAGAAGGAGAGGAGACGGAGGUUAGUGGCAUCUGGUUAUGUGUUGUCCAAUCUGAACAAACAGGUUGAAACUGAGGUGGUGGCUGAGGAAAGAACAAGAACAGCAUCUCUGCCUGACAUUACUUCUGUAGAUUCACAUGGAGAUAAAACUAAUGAACACAAGCCUGAUGAAAGUAAAGAUGUUGUUGACGGUGCUAGUGCCUUGGUUAGGGGAAGUGUUACCUUGCCGAGAGAAAAGAAAAACAGGUUUGGCAAAAAACAAAAAGGUUUGAAAUCUGGACGUGUGAGCAUAGAAGCUGACAGUGAUGAUAAUAUUAUCAGUGAUAAUGCGCCUCAAAUAUCGGCCAGAUCACAGGAUGAUGAUCAGAAUAUAAGUGAAAAGAAUGGACAAGCAGAGAGAGAAUCACCACAGACACAAAUUGAGGUGAUGGUACAUGAUAUAGCUAAUUUGUUAGAAAGGGACAAGUCGACAGGACAAGAAAACACUGUUGACGUGAAGCCUCAUAUGGAGGUCCAACAAGAUAAUGUUAAGAAGGCAACAUCCAAUAUACAAGCCAAAGAUGCCGGAGAUAUCUCUAGUAAUCAAAAUGACGCGAAGAACGGCACUGAAUUUAGUGUUAGUGAAAGUGAGAGACUUGUCACGCUUAUGGAAGGUAUAUACAAUAGAAAUACGAAAAAGACUCCCACUGUUGCAGUGUCUAGUGUGCCCCCUUCUAAGGCCAUCUCCCGAUGGCAAAACGCUAUCAUGGAUGUCCAGAAGAAACGAAGGAAAAAGUCGUUGUCACUCUUCCUUGAACUCAGUCGUUCACCAAACCCCCAUUCCUCAAUGUCGAUGAGUGGGGGGCGGGAUUUAUCUCCUGGGCGACUUCUGGGUAAAGCAAGAAGUCCUUCGCCGAGACCUAAAAUUGUCAGCAUGGCUAAAGAAACAGGACACGAAUCUCGGAAAUCAUUAUCUCCAAAUCGGAAGCCUGAAGAGACAUCAAUUGAGCUCAGUCCUGUUGUAGAAAUGCCUAAUGACAACGAAAAUAAAACCAAAAAUAUUAAAAUUACAUUAGGCGUGCCUCAUCAGAUUGAUAGAUCACUAAGUGAUGGGGAGGGUAAGACUGUUCUUGACAAAACUGCAAAAUUGACCCAGAAGUGUCAUCGCAGUCAUUCAGCUGUUAGCGAACCAUCACAGGAGACAGCCAGGCAUGAGUACGGGUACGCGAAUGGGGAUAGAAAUGGAGUUCCUGUAAUGGGGACCAGUGUUCAGAAGAAGUACAAAAGAACAUUUUCUCCUAAAAGACAAGAGUCUGUGCCAGUACCCGAUCAAGACAAAACAACAACCGACGAAGGCAUUGACGGUGACACGUGUAAACAGCCAGAGAAAAAAGAUCAUACUCAGCUUAGCGAUUCUCAAAAAGAAAACAAAAAGGAGGAAGAAGAACUACAGAAUACAAAGCGAGAGGCUACAAAAUCGCCCGAGAGAGCUGAUGACAUUGAGAAUAAUACUGACAAUACUGAAAUGAACAAAGCCCUCGAAAACAGGGGCAGAGAAUCUCAAAAAAGGCGCCGAAAAACCGGGAGAUCAUUUAGAAGGAAGAGGGAAGUCCAUGAAGAGGUUAUUGAGGCCAAAACGACCCAGGAGUCAGAGGCAGAAGUUGUUAAGGGAGAAGAAAUGUCCCCUGUUCGACUGAUGUAUGACAAGUGUACACAAACAUCCGAAAUCGACCUGUCUGAGAAAUCUAAACUCUUUGGAAAAAGUAAAAAGAAUAACAAGAAAGAGAGAAAGGAGAAAGAAAAGGAGAAGAAAAAAUUGAAAGACGUAGCAUCACUUGUACACGAUGCUAACAAAGAGGAAGAAAAGAAACUGGGCAAGGCCGAAGAACCAGGAAAUAACAAGACAGUUGAUAAUGAAAGGGAAGGGGACAACAAUGAAAGUGAAAAGCAAGAUUCUAAUAAAAAUUCUCCCGAACACGAAACCUCUCCUGAAUUUACAGAGAAUGAGAAGAAUACACCUGAAAAUGAUUCAAAGCCCAAACCAAAGAAGUUAUCCUUUACCACACUAGUUUUCCUGAAACAGCGAAUCGCCAGUAGAAGGAACAAGAAAGUACUUGAAGAGAAGAAAAAUAUUUCUGAUCAGGAUCCUGUUAAGGAUAUGUUUCUUAUUGAGAAUGAGAUAAAUCUCAGCAAACUUGCGGACAUUAAAGAGACUGACAUACUUGAUGAUGAAAUUAUUGAGCCUGAUGUUUCACUUGAUCUUCCCAGGAAACAAAUCAGGUUCGAACCUGUAGCAUCUGAUGAGCCCAUUCAAGGAGAGGAACCUCUGCCUCCCCUUGCAAGAAGCAGAACAAAGAGGCUAAGUAGUAGAAGAGAAAGUACAAUGAGGGAAAAAAGAAGAAAGUGUCUACAAUGUUGUAAGAAAGCUACUGCUUUCCUCUUCUCACAUAUCGGAUUGUGUUCUCUUGUUGUUGCCUAUACUAUCAUGGGGGGCUUUAUAUUUAAGGCAAUUGAAGGACCUUUCGAGAAUAAGGUUAAAACAAAAAUCAGAGAGACAAGGAUUAAGAUGGUUGACAAAAUGUUGCAGCAUGCAACAGAACUUAGCUUGUCUGAGAUUGGACAUGAAAAUUUUACUGCACUUGUGGAUCAACAAUUAAAGGAUUUUCAAAAGACAGUGUUUAAAGAAACAAAAGAUCAUGGGUGGGACGGAAAGGACAAGAGCGACGCAGACAUCCCAGAAAUGCAAUGGUCAUUUGCUAGUUCCUUACUCUACGCAAUCACAGUGAUGACAACAAUUGGUUACGGUCACGUGGCUCCAAAAACUGACACCGGACGGAUUGUUACAAUUGGAUAUGCUGUGUUGGGUAUACCGUUGACGUUGUUGUGUUUAACGAAUAUUGGUGACGUCAUGGCGACGGGAUUUCGAUUACUGUACGGAAAGAUUUGUUGUGGUGUGUGUUGCAAAUUGUUUCAACGUCGCCGAAGACGUCGAAUACCUGACUUGGAGAAGGGCCUAGCUCACCAGGUCAUGGCCUCUGAAGAAGAAGAAGAGGACAAGCCUAAAGAGGUCAUUCAUGUACCCACGUCUCUGUGCAUACUUCUUAUAGCAGGGUAUAUCUUCGCUGGAGCUCUUCUUUUCGCAUUGUGGGAGAAAUGGGAUUACCUGACAGGGUCGUACUUCUGUUUCAUCACAUUGAGUACGAUUGGCUUCGGAGACAUUGUCCCCGGAACGGAUACAUGGGCCCAGGAGGAGAAGUUGGUACUGUGUGCAAUGUACCUGGUGUUUGGCUUGUCUCUCAUUGCUAUGUGCUUUAAUCUGGUACAAGAGGACGUAAAGGCCAAGUGUAGAUGGUUGGGCAUGAAAAUGGGUAUUAUUGAUAAACCGGAAUCAUCUGUAUGAAGCUAUGAAGUUAUAUAACCUAUGAGUAAAUGUGAUGAUUGGUUUGUGAUGGAUAUCAAUUUUGAUGGAUUUACACAUUAUACAGCAGCACAUAUUACAUUAUUUUAAGAAAUACCUACAGAUCACAUGACCAUGAUUUUAAUGCAAAGUGUUUUGACAUAUGGUACUAUUCUGAACACGAUGCUAUUUUCGACAAUUAUGUAUAUAUAUACAUAUUCCUGAUACCAGCUUCAAUAGUACCAUUGUUUAAGAAAUGGUACUUCGAACAACGGUAUUUUUCGAAUUCACAAAUGUAAAAUAUGACGCCAAUACCUUCCAAAACGCAUGUAUAUAUAGCUAGUUGUAAAACGUAAAAAGAGAAUAAUUUAUUAUCCAUAAAUGUGCCAUUUUGUAUAUUCAACCAAUCCUUGUAACACCGAUCAAUGUACAAAAUUUCCUUAUAAUGUGAACCUAUUGACAAAGAUAAAUGACCUUGAGUAAGAUAGUUCAAGGUGAUAUUUCGUGAUUUGAUCUGAUGACAGGUGUUGAGGCAGAGGCCAAUUUCCUUAGUACCGCACGCCUCUCCGUUACUCCAUCGAGAGGCGAGAGCGAGGCAGCGGCCCAAAGCCAAGUAUCACAAUGGUAUCCUGCCAGACUUUCAACCGUCUGCUAGGUGCAGACAUCUUGUGCCUGGAUGGAGUAAGCUUGUCCUACUAUGCAAACACGUAACGACAGUGGAAAAAUAAAUUAUUCUUUUCUCACUUUGAUGGAGGAUUGUCCACUAUCUUACCAUUACGUUACACGCAAAACUGCCAUGACCACAGAGACCGGUGUAUGUGGUCGUGAAGUGAAUGAUUACAGCACAACAGACGAACACAACGGUAUGCAUACAUUUGAAAGAUCAUGUACAGAAAUGUGUCUAAUUUCAAUAUCUUGGCUUCGGAGGAAAUUUCAAGGAAAUUUCCCAAACGGCAUUGGCGUUUACCGGAUGUAUAUGAUAUAUGUUCGGAUGUGUUGUGUGGUAAGCGACUUCCGGAUGUGUUGUGUUGUAUGCGACUUCCGGGUGUGUCCUGUACAGAUUCCAGAAGCCUUAUUCCGAGAUUGUACGUUGACGUAUGCACGAUCUCUUUUAUUUCCUACAUGUUUGUUGUUUAUUGUUUUGCCUUGAUAGUUUAUAUCACCAUAAAGAUUUUCCACAUUGUU